GGCAGUGUACCUUCGUGUGUGCGUGCUCUACCUACAUGUCUGAGGUAUGGUGUGGUUGUCAUAUCUGGGCAUCUCCAGUGUGUGUGGUAGGCAAACAUGUCUCAUGUUGGAGGAAGGGAGAUGUCUCAGGUGUGUAUGAGUGAGUGUGUGCCACCGUGUAGCUCAGGUCUAAAAGGGAAGUGUUUCUGGGUGUCUGGGUGUGUGAUGUGCAUGAUAUUUCAGAGUCAGGAUGGUAACAUACCUGGAGUCUGUAGUAGGAGCAGACAGCAUGCUAAAAUUGCAGGUGUGAGCAGGGCAGGUUACUCAGCGGUGAAGGGACAGAGUACCUGGAUGCUGUGGGCACAGGGAACAUUCUACCUGGGAUUUGUGUGCGUGAGUGGCAGGGAUCCUGGCUGUCUCUGCUGUGUCCCUACCUCUGUACCUGAGGGUUUCUGAUGACUUGCAGGUGCAGCUGGAGACCUGGUCUCUCUAGGACCUACCCUGGGCUGAACAUCUGAAGGAGAGUGCCAUCAUCCUUAGGGACUCCUUCUCCGGACAUGCUUCCUGAGGCCGGCUCCCUGUGGCUACUGAAGCUGCUCCGGGACAUCCAGUUGGCCCAGUUUUACUGGCCCAUCCUUGAGGAGCUUAAUGUCACUCGGCCAGAGCACUUCGACUUUGUAAAGCCCGAGGACCUGGACGGCAUUGGCAUGGGUCGGCCUGCCCAGCGCAGACUGUCUGAAGCUCUGAAACGGCUACGUUCCGGGCCUAAGUCUAAGAACUGGGUCUACAAGAUCCUUGGAGGUUUUGCCCCUGAACACAAGGAGCCCACCCUGCCCUCGGACAGCCCACGGCACCUCCCUGAGCCAGAGGGGGGCCUCAAGUGUCUGAUCCCAGAGGGUGCUGUUUGCAGAGGGGAGCUGCUGGGUUCUGGCUGCUUCGGUGUGGUGCACCGAGGGCUGUGGACGCUGCCCAGUGGCAAGAGUGUCCCAGUGGCGGUCAAGUCCCUCCGGGUAGGUCCCGAAGGCCCGAUGGGCACAGAACUGGGGGACUUCCUGAGAGAGGUAUCGGUCAUGAUGAACUUGGAGCACCCACACGUGCUGCGUCUGCACGGCCUUGUACUGGGCCAGCCUCUGCAGAUGGUGAUGGAGCUGGCGCCACUGGGCUCCCUGCACGCGCGCCUAACGGCCCCGGCCCCGACACCCCCGCUGCUCGUGGCCCUGCUCUGCCUCUUCCUGCGGCAGCUGGCGGGAGCCAUGGCGUACCUGGGGGCCCGCGGGCUGGUGCACCGAGACCUCGCUACGCGCAACCUGCUGCUGGCGUCGCCGCGCACCAUCAAGGUGGCUGACUUCGGGCUGGUGCGGCCUCUGGGCGGUGCCCGGGGCCGCUACGUCAUGGGCGGGCCCCGCCCCAUCCCCUACGCCUGGUGUGCCCCAGAGAGCCUGCGCCACGGAGCCUUCUCGUCUGCCUCGGACGUGUGGAUGUUUGGGGUGACGCUGUGGGAGAUGUUCUCCGGGGGCGAGGAACCCUGGGCCGGGGUCCCACCGUACCUCAUCCUGCAGCGGCUGGAGGACAGAGCCCGGCUGCCUAGGCCUCCCCUCUGCUCCAGGGCCCUCUACUCCCUCGCCUUGCGCUGCUGGGCCCCCCACCCUGCCGACCGGCCUAGCUUUUCCCACCUGGAGGGGCUGCUGCAAGAGGCCUGGCCUUCGGAAGGAUGCUGUGUGAAGGAUGUCACAGAGCCAGGCGCCCUGAGGAUGGAGACUGGUGACCCCAUCACAGUCAUCGAGGGCAGCCCCGACUCCACAAUCUGGAAGGGCCAGAAUGGUCGCACCUUCAAAGUGGGCAGCUUCCCAGCCUCGGCGGUGACGCUGGCAGAUGCGGGGGGCUUGCCAGCCACCCGUCCAGUCCACAGAGUCACCCCUGCCCGGGGAGAUCAACACCCAGGAGGCAUAGAUGGAGACAGAAAGAAGGCAAAUCUUUGGGAUGCGCCCCCAGCACGGGGCCAGAGGAGGAAUGUGCCCCUGGAGAGGAUGAAAGGCAUUUCCAGGAGUCUGGAGUCAGUUCUGUCCCUGGGUCCUCGUCCCACAGGGGGUGGUUCAAGCCCCCCCGAAAUUCGACAAGCCAGAGCUGUGCCCCAGGGACCCCCAGGCCUGCCUCCACGCCCACCUUUAUCCUCUAGCUCUCCUCAGCCCAGCCAGCCCCCUAGGGAGAGGCUUCCCUGGCCCAAAAGAAAACCCCCACACAAUCACCCCAUGGGAGCACCUGGAACCAGUAAAGCCGCUGCCCUCUCUGGAGGCCUCCUGCCCGAUCCUGAGUUGCAGAGGAAGAUUAUGGAGGUGGAGCUGAGUGUGCAUGGCGUCACCCACCAGGAGUGCCAGACAGCACUAGGAGCCACUGGGGGAGAUGUGGUUUCUGCCAUCCGGAACCUCAAGGUAGACCAGCUCUUCCACCUGAGUAGCCGGUCCAGAGCUGACUGCCGGCGCAUCCUGGAGCAUUACCAGUGGGACCUCUCAGCUGCCAGCCGCUAUGUCCUAGCCAGGCCCUGAGCUCAGCUUCUGCGGGCAUGGACACCAGCAUGAAAAGCCUAGGCCCCUGAGGGCCUGGCCACAUGGGACCAGGCAGAACCAGAACAAGGUCCUGACAGGGGUAGACUUUCCACCUGGGGAGAUCCCACCUGCUGUAGGCACGUGGAGGAGCCCAGGGUUGGACACUGGCAAAUGUCUUCUCCCUCCCAUGCUCCUUGGCUUCUGAAGGCUGAAGCUCCUUUGGCUGGGCCAAGAAGGAUCUAGUCUGCCCACUACAUUCUCAAACAAGAGGACUUGGAGGAAAAGAGCUGCUAUACAUCAUAUGCAGAGGAAGCUUCUACGCGCUAGAGAGGAUGAAGGGACCACGCUGGACCAUGCGAACAGCCAUCCUGAACUGCCAUCAGCUACCACACUGGACUCCACAGGGCAGCCAUCCUGGAUGAUGGAAGCCGCCAUAUUGACUUGGGGUAUAGGCCCAAACUGCCUUCGUUUGGUCCAGGGCCAUCGUGGGUGAUGACGAUUGCUCUCUUGUACUCAAGGACAUUUGAUGCUGGUAGUAUGGACUAUGAGAUGGGCUAGCCCCUACCCCAGCCCAGCUCUCACAUUCCCCUUUGUUUUUUCCCAUACACCAACUCCUUCUACCCUCCCCUAUUACAUACAUCUUUCAAUGUCCAAAAAGUUACAAAGUUUAUAUGAAUGUAA
Messenger RNA from Nomascus leucogenys (northern white-cheeked gibbon), 3203 nucleotides. It is a transcript of the gene TNK1, whose product is annotated as tyrosine kinase non receptor 1. The record is from RefSeq and is a predicted model, not a curated record. Gene Ontology annotation, molecular function: protein binding; ATP binding; transmembrane receptor protein tyrosine kinase activity. Lineage: Eukaryota; Metazoa; Chordata; Mammalia; Primates; Hylobatidae. Gene Ontology annotation, biological process: cell surface receptor protein tyrosine kinase signaling pathway; positive regulation of kinase activity; protein phosphorylation. Gene Ontology annotation, cellular component: signaling receptor complex; basal plasma membrane.